This is a messenger RNA of Phodopus roborovskii (desert hamster), 24254 nucleotides long. RefSeq names its product obscurin, cytoskeletal calmodulin and titin-interacting RhoGEF (gene Obscn). Gene Ontology annotation, molecular function: ATP binding; guanyl-nucleotide exchange factor activity; protein binding. The record is from RefSeq and is a predicted model, not a curated record. The transcript has 104 exons. Gene Ontology annotation, biological process: protein phosphorylation. The coding region runs from base 12 to 24209 and encodes 8065 amino acids. Lineage: Eukaryota; Metazoa; Chordata; Mammalia; Rodentia; Cricetidae.
CUGCUGCCACCAUGGACCACUCAUUCAGUGGAGCGCCCCGCUUCCUUACGCGGCCAAAGGCUUUUGUGGUAUCUGUGGGCAAGGAUGCCACACUGAGCUGCCAGAUCGUGGGUAACCCCACGCCACAUGUGAGUUGGGAGAAGGACCGGCAGCCAGUGGAGGCAGGAGCACGCUUCCGCCUGGCUCAAGACGGGGAUGUGUACCGCCUCACCAUCCUGGAUCUGGCGCUCGGUGACAGUGGGCAGUACGUAUGUCGCGCAAGGAACACCAUAGGGGAGGCCUUCGCUGCUGUAGGCCUGCGAGUAGACUCUGAGGGCACGUGUGCCGAGCAGGCGCCCCACUUUCUGCUGCGACCUACCUCCAUUCGCGUGCGCGAGGGCGCAGACGCUACCUUCCGAUGUCGCGUGGGCGGCUCACCACAACCUGCAGUGAGCUGGUCCAAAGAUGGGCGGCGCCUGGGCGCACCCGACGCCCCGCAUGUGCGCGUGGAAGAUCACGGCGAGGCGAGCGCGCUUCGCAUCCGGUCGGCACGGCCUCGAGAUGGUGGCACCUACGAAGUCCGUGCAGAGAACCCUCUGGGUUCCGCCAGCGCUGCCGCCGCGCUCGUGGUGGACUCGGAUGCCGAGGCUGCCGGACCACCUGGAGCCUCCACCGCCUCGCUCCUGGCUCAUCUGCAACAGCGGCGCGAGGCCAUGCGCGCAGAAGGAGUCCCCCCAUCCCCACCCGGCGCCAGCACACGCACUUGCACCGUGACCGAAGGCAAACACGCGCGCCUCAGCUGCUAUGUGACCGGCGAGCCCAAGCCCGAGACAGUGUGGAAGAAGGAUGGGCAGCUGGUGACCGAGGGCCGGCGACACGUGGUGUAUGAGGACGAGCAGGAGAACUUCGUCCUUAAGAUUCUUUUCUGCAAGCAGUCGGACCGUGGCCUCUACACCUGCACAGCAUCCAACCUCGUGGGUCAGACCUACAGCUCCGUGCUGGUGGUCGUGAGAGAACCGGCCGUGCCCUUCAAGAAGCGACUGCAGGACCUGGAGGUGAAAGAGAAAGAGUCUGCCACAUUCCAGUGUGAGGUGGCACAGCCGGCCACCGAAGCGGCGUGGUUCAAGGAGGAGACGCGGCUGUGGGCCAGCGCCAAGUACAGCAUCGAGGAGGAGGGCACCGAACGCCGGCUGACUGUGCGCGACGUCUCAGCAGACGAUGAUGCAGUGUACAUAUGCGAGACCACAGAAGGCAGCCGCACUGUGGCAGAGCUCUCAGUCCAAGGGAACUUGACCAGAAAGCUUCCUCGGAAGACUGUAGUGCGCAUUGGAGACACAGCCAUCUUCUGGGUAGAGCUAGCCGUCCCUGAGGGCCCUGUCCAGUGGCUACGGAACCAGGAGGAGAUGGUGGCAGGGGGCCGGGUAGCCAUCACUUCAGAAGGCACAUGCCAUACACUGACCAUCUUCCAGUGCACCUUGGAGGACAUGGGUGAGGUGGCCUUUGUGGCUGGUGGCUGCCGAACGACCACCCAGUUCUGUGUAUCAGCACCCAGGAGGCCACCUCUGUACCCCCCUGCUGACCCUGUAGUAAAGGCCAAGACAGAUAGUUCUGUGACCCUCAGCUGGUCCCCACCACCCCAUGGGGACCGCCCUGUCGCCCUUGAUGGUUAUGUGGUGGAGAAAAGGAAACUUGGUGCUUAUGCCUGGAGCCGGUGUCACGAAGCUGAAUGGCUGGUCACAACUGAGUUUACCGUCGCUGGAGUGGCUGAGGAGGGGGACUUCCAGUUCCGAGUGUCAGCCAUUAACCACUUUGGCCAGAGUCCUUACCUUGAGUUUCCAGGGACUGUCCACUUGGUCCCCAGGCUGGCUGUGAAGACACCUCUGAAGGCGGUGGAGGCAGUAGAGGGAGGUGAGGUCACAUUCUCUGUGGACCUCACCAUGGCUUCUGAGGGAGAGUGGUUCCUGGAUGGGGAGGCCUUGAAAGCCAGCAGUAUAUAUGUGAUCCGCUGUGACCGUACCCGGCAUAUGCUCACCAUCAGAGAGGUGCCUGCGAGACUGCACGGGGCACAGCUGAAGUUUGUGGCUAAUGGCAUUGAAACCAGCAUCCGGAUGGUGGUCCGAGCAGCUCUGGGGCUAGCCAGCAGCAAGCUUCCUGCUGUGGCUGCCCGGGAGGUGCUGGCCCGGUUGCACGAGGAGGCUCAGCUGCUGGCUGAGCUGUCAGACCAGGCUGCAGCUGUGACUUGGCUGAAGGAUGGCCAUGAGCUGCCCUUAGGACCCAAGUACGAGAUGCAGGGGUCAGCUGGGAGACGAGCACUGCUGGUGCGGGAUGUGGCGCAGGAUGAUGCUGGCCUCUAUGAGUGUGUCAGUCGUGGGAGCCGCAUUGCCUACCAGUUGUUGGUGCAAGAGGCCAAGCUGGUGUUUGCCAAGGAACAGCAGGCACACAGCGAGGUGAAAUCAGAGGCAGGGGCCAGUGCCACACUGAGCUGCAAGGUGGCCCAGGCCCAGACUGAGGUGACCUGGUUCAAGGAUGGGAAGAAGCUGAGCUCCAGCUCGAAGGUUCGAGUGGAGGCCUCUGGCUGUGAGAGGAGGCUGGUGUUGCAGCAGGCGGGCAAGGCAGAUGCUGGGGAGUACAGCUGUGAGGCCGGGGGACAGAAGGUCUCCUUCCGUCUGGACAUCACAGAACCCAAGCUGGUGUUUGCCAAGGAGCAGCAGGCACACAGAGAGGUGAAGGCAGAGGCAGGGGCCAGUGCCACACUGAGCUGCGAGGUGGCCCAGGCCCAGACUGAGGUGACCUGGUUCAAGGAUGGGAAGAAGCUGAGCUCCAGCUCGAAGGUUCGAGUGGAGGCCUCUGGCUGUGAGAGGAGGCUGGUGUUGCAGCAGGCGGGCAAGGCGGAUGCUGGGGAGUACAGCUGUGAGGCCGGGGGACAGAAGGUCUCCUUCCGUCUGGACAUCACAGAGCCCAAGGUGGUGUUUGCCAAGGAACAGCAGACACACAGCGAGGUGAAAUCAGAGGCAGGGGCCAGUGCCACACUGAGCUGCGAGGUGGCCCAGGCCCAGACUGAGGUGACCUGGUUCAAGGACGGGAAGAAGCUGAGCUCCAGCUCGAAGGUUCGAGUGGAGGCCUCUGGCUGUGAGAGGAGGCUGGUGUUGCAGCAGGCGGGCAAGGCGGAUGCUGGGGAGUACAGCUGUGAGGCCGGGGGACAGAAGGUCUCCUUCCGUCUGGAUGUCACAGAACCCAAGGUCGUGUUUGCCAAGGAACAGCAGACACACAGCGAGGUGAAAUCAGAGGCGGGGGCCACUGCCACACUGAGCUGCGAGAUGGCCCAGGCCCAGACUGAAGUGACCUGGUUCAAGGAUGGGAAGAAGCUGAGCUCCAGCUCGAAGGUUCGAGUGGAGGCCUCUGGCUGUGAGAGGAGGCUGGUGUUGCAGCAGGCGGGCAAGGCGGAUGCUGGGGAGUACAGCUGUGAGGCCGGGGGACAGAAGGUCUCCUUCCGUCUGGACGUCACAGAACCUAAGGUGGUGUUUGCCAAGGAGCAGCAGGCACACAGCGAGGUGAAAUCAGAGGCAGGGACCAGUGCCACACUGAGCUGCGAGGUGGCCCAGGCCCAGACUGAGGUGACCUGGUUCAAGGAUGGGAAGAAGCUGAGCUCCAGCUCGAAGGUUCGAGUGGAGGCCUCUGGCUGUGAGAGGAGGCUGGUGUUGCAGCAGGCGGGCAAGGCGGAUGCUGGGGAGUACAGCUGUGAGGCCGGGGGACAGAAGGUUUCCUUCCGUCUGGAUGUCACAGAGCCCAAGGUGGUGUUUGCCAAGUUGCAGCAGGCACAAAGCGAGGUGAAAUCAGAGGCAGGGGCCAGUGCCACACUGAGCUGCGAGGUGGCCCAGGCCCAGACUGAGGUGACCUGGUUCAAGGAUGGGAAGAAGCUGAGCUCCAGCUCGAAGGUUCGAGUGGAGGCCUCUGGCUGUGAGAGGAGGCUGGUGUUGCAGCAGGCGGGCAAGGCGGAUGCUGGGGAGUACAGCUGUGAGGCCGGGGGACAGAAGGUCUCCUUCCGUCUGGAUGUCACAGAACCUAAGGUGGUGUUUGCCAAGAAGCAGCAGGCACACAGCGAGGUGAAGGCAGAGGCAGAGGCCACUGCCACACUGAGCUGCGAGGUAGCCCAGGCCCAGACUGAGGUGACCUGGUUCAAGGACGGGAAGAAGCUGAGCUCCAGCUCGAAGGUUCGAGUGGAGGCCUCUGGCUGUGAGAGGAGGCUGGUGUUGCAGCAGGCGGGCAAGGCGGAUGCUGGGGAGUACAGCUGUGAGGCCGGGGGACAGAAGGUCUCCUUCCGUCUGGACGUCACAGAGCCCAAGGUAGUGUUUGCCAAAGAGCAGCAGGCACACAGCGAGGUGAAAUUAGAGGCAGGGGCCAGUGCCACACUGAGCUGCGAGGUGGCCCAGGCCCAGACUGAGGUGACCUGGUUCAAGGAUGGGAAGAAGCUGAGCUCCAGCUCGAAGGUUCGAGUGGAGGCCUCUGGCUGUGAGAGGAGGCUGGUGUUGCAGCAGGCGGGCAAGGCAGAUGCUGGGGAGUACAGCUGUGAGGCCGGGGGACAGAAGGUCUCCUUCCGUCUGGAUGUCACAGAGCCCAAGGUGGUGUUUGCUAAGGAGCAGCAGGCACGCAGCGAGGUGAAAUCAGAGGCAGGGGCCAGUGCCACACUGAGCUGCGAGGUGGCCCAGGCCCAGACUGAGGUGACCUGGUUCAAGGAUGGGAAGAAGCUGAGCUCCAGCUCGAAGGUUCGAGUGGAGGCCUCUGGCUGUGAGAGGAGGCUGGUGUUGCAGCAGGCGGGCAAGGCGGAUGCUGGGGAGUACAGCUGUGAGGCCGGGGGACAGAAGGUCUCCUUCCAUCUGGAUGUCACAGAGCCCAAGGUGGUGUUUGCCAAGGAGCAGCAGGCACACAGUGAGGUGAAAUCAGAGGCAGGGGCCAGUGCCACACUGAGCUGUGAGGUGGCCCAGGCCCAGGCUGAGGUGACCUGGUUCAAGGAUGGGAAGAAGCUGAGCUCCAGCUCGAAGGUUCGAGUGGAGGCCUCUGGCUGUGAGAGGAGGCUGGUGUUGCAGCAGGCGGGCAAGGCGGAUGCUGGGGAGUACAGCUGUGAGGCUGGAGGACAGAAGGUCUCCUUCCGUCUGGAUGUCACAGACACCAAGGUGGUGUUUGCCAAGGAGCAGCAGGCAUGCAGCGAGGUGAAGGCAGAGGCAGGGGCCAGUGCCACACUGAGCUGCGAGGUGGCCCAGGCCCAGACUGAGGUGACCUGGUUCAAGGAUGGGAAGAAGCUGAGCUCCAGCUCGAAGGUUCGAGUGGAGGCCUCUGGCUGUGAGAGGAGGCUGGUGUUGCAGCAGGCGGGCAAGGCGGAUGCUGGGGAGUACAGCUGUGAGGCCGGGGGACAGAAGGUCUCCUUCCGUCUGGAUGUCACAGAACCAGAGCCCGAGUCCCACAUUCCAGAGAAACCCAGCCGCAGGGAGCCUCUAGUGGUCAAGGAACACGAGAACAUUGUCCUGACUGCCACUCUGGCUGCACCCUCUGUGGCUGCUGUGACUUGGCUCAAAGAUGGUGUGGAGAUUCGCCGCAGUAAGCGGUAUGAGGCCACUAGCCUUGGUGAUACCCACACCCUGACUGUGAGAGGUGCACAGGUGCUGGACAGCGCCAUCUACAGCUGCCGUGUUGGCAAGCAAGGUCAGGACUUUCCGGUGCAGGUGGAAGAGGUGGCCACCAAGUUCUCCAAACCCCUGGAGCCCAUUGAAGGGGAACUGGGUGGCACUGUGAAGCUGGUCUGUGAGCUGACCCCAGAGCAGGCUGAGGUGGUGUGGCUCUGUGGGAGCACACAGCUGCGGGAGGGCAAACGCUUCCGGAUAACAUCUGAAGGGCCCAGGCGCACACUGACCGUGUCUGGCCUUCGAGAGGAUGAUGCAGAGGAGUAUGUGUGUGAGAGCCGUGAUGACCGAACCAGCGCACGGCUCACUGUCAAAGUUCCCCGAGUGGUCAAGUUUACAUCUGGACUGAGUGCCGUGGUCGUAGAGGAGGGCCAAGAGGCCACCUUUCAGUGUGUCGUGUCCCCCAGUGAUGCAGCAGUUGUGUGGUACAAGGAUGGCAUCCAGCUACUACCCAGCGAGAAGUUUAUCAUGGCACAGAGCGGGGCCACCUGUAGCUUGACCAUCUUGGGCUUGACCCUGGAGGAUGCAGGCCACAUCACAGUGGAGGCUGAGGGUGCCUCAUCUUCUGCCACUCUCCGGGUCCGAGAGGCACCAGCCCUCUUCAAGAAGAAGCUUGAGCCCCAGACAGUGGAGGAGAAGAGCUCUGUGGUGCUGGAAGUGGAGCUGACGCGGCCCUGGCCUGAGGUGAAGUGGACACGGAAUGCUGCCGUCCUGGUGCCUGGCGAGAAUGUGGAGAUCCAUGCUGAGGGAGCUCGGCACCGUCUGGUGCUGCGUAGUGUGGGCUUUGCUGACCGUGGCUUCUUUGGCUGUGAGACACCAGAUGAUAAGACCCAGGCCAAGCUCAAUGUAGAAAUGCGGCAGGUCCGACUGGUUCGAGGUUUGCAGGCUGUGGAAGCUAAGGAACAGGGCACGGCCUCCAUGGAUGUGGAGUUGUCCCAUGCUGAUGUGGAGGGCAGCUGGACGCGAGAUGGCCUGAGACUUCAGCCUGGGCCCACAUGCCGCCUGGCUGUACAAGGCCCUGUCCACAUCCUCACACUCUCAGCACUGAGGCCACAGGACAGCGGGUUGGUGGCCUUCAGGGCUGAGGGCGUACACACGUCUGCACAGCUCAUAGUCACUGAGCUGCCGGUGAGCUUCACCCGACUACUACAGGACGUGGUGGCUAUCCAGAAAGAGAAGGUGACACUGGAGUGUGAGUUGUCACGGCCAGUGGAUGUGCGCUGGCUGAAGGAUGGUGUGGAGCUGCGUGCAGGCAAGACCAUGAACAUAGUGGCCCAGGGAGCCUGCAGGAGUCUCGUUAUUUACCGGUGUGAGAUUGGGGACCAGGGUGUCUAUGUGUGUGAUGCUUCUGAUGCUCAGACCUCAGCCUCCCUGAAGGUUCAGGGCCGCAGUGUUCAGAUUACGAAGCCACUGGAGGAUGUGGAGGUGAUGGAGAAGGAGGGUGCCACCUUCUCCUGUGAGGUGUCCCAUGAUGAGGUUCCUGGCCUGUGGUUCCGAGAAUCCAGCAAGCUACGGCCCAGUGACAAUGUGCGCAUCCGGCAGGAAGGGAGGACAUACACACUUAUCUUCCGGAGGGUACUGGCGGAAGAUGCAGGGGAGAUCAAAUUUGUAGCUGAAAAUGCAGAAUCAAGAGCCCACCUCCGAGUAAAAGAGCUGCCCGUGACCCUCUUGCGCCCGCUGCGGGAUAAAAUUGCCAUGGAAAAACACCGUGGUGUGCUUGAGUGCCAGGUGUCCCGGGCCAGUGCCCAGGUGCGGUGGUUCAAGGGCCGAGUUGAGCUGCAGCCUGGGCCCAAGUAUGAGGUGGUCAGCGAUGGCCUUUACCGCAAGCUAGUCAUCAAUGAUGUGCAGCCUGAGGAUGAAGAUACUUAUACCUGUGAUGCUGGUGAUGUCAAGACCAGUGCCCAGUUCUUUGUGGAAGAGCAAUCCAUCACUAUUGUGCGAGGCCUGCAGGACAUGACAGUUAUGGAGCCCGCCCCAGCCUGGUUUGAAUGUGAGACCUCCAUCCCCUCCGUGAGGCCACCCAAGUGGCUCCUUGGUAAGACUGUGCUCCAGGCAGGAGCAAACGUGGGCCUGGAGCAAGAUGGCACUGUGCACCGGCUGACACUACACAAGACCUGCUCCACUAUGACCGGGCCUGUGCACUUCACCAUCGGCAAGUCUCGCUCCUCCGCCCAGCUGGUUGUCUCAGACAUCCCUGUGGUAUUGACGCGGCCGCUGGAACCCAAAGCAGGGCGUGAGCUGCAGUCGGUAGUCCUGUCGUGUGACUUCAGGCCGGCCCCCAAGGCUGUGCAGUGGUACAAGGAGGACACACCUCUGACCCCAUCAGAAAAGUUCAAGAUGGUGCUGGAGGGCCAGAUGGCAGAGCUGCGCAUACUCCGUCUCACUCCAGCUGAUGCCGGGGUCUAUCGGUGCCAGGCCGGUAGUGCCCACAGCAGUGCCGAGGUUACCGUAGAAGCUCGGGAGGUAACAGUGACUCAGCCACUGCAGGAUGCUGAAGCCACGGAGGAAGGCCGGGUCUGCUUCUCAUGUGAGCUAUCCCAUAAGGACGAGGACAUCGAAUGGUCGCUCAAUGGGGUACCCCUGUACAAUGACAGCUUCCACGAGAUCAGCCAUGAGGGCUGUGUCCACACACUGGUGCUGAAGAGUGUCCGGCAGGCUGAUGCAGGCACUGUUCGCGCCACCUCCCCCAAGGUGUCGGUUUCCGCCCAGCUAGUGGUCAGAGCAAAGCCGGUGGUGUUCCUGAAAGUGCUGGAUGACGUAUCUGCAGAAGAGUGUGGCACACUGACACUGCAAUGCGAGGUCUCAGACCCCGCCGCACGUGUGGUUUGGCGCAAAGAUGGUGUGGAGCUGGGUCCCAGUGACAAGUAUGACUUUGUACAUAAGGCAGGCACCCGGGGCCUUACGGUACAUGACCUGAGCCGUGAGGAUGCUGGAUUGUACACCUGCCAUGUGGGCAGCGAGGAGACCCGGUCCAGGGUCAGUGUGCAUGGGCUGCACGUGGGCAUCACCAAGAGGUUAAAAACAGUGGAGGUACUGGAAGGAGAGAGCUGCAGCUUUGAGUGUGUCUUGUCCCAUGAGAGUGACAGUGACCCAGCAGUGUGGACGGUUGGCGGGAAGACAGUGGGUAGCUCUGGCCACUUCCUGGCCACUCGCCAGGGCCGCAAAUACAUUCUGACAGUCAAAGAUGCUGCGCUCAGUGAUGCAGGGGAGGUGGUCUUCUCGGUGAUGGGGCUCACAUCCAAGGCCUCGCUCAUCAUCAGAGAGAGGCCAGUGGAGAUCACAAAGCCCUUGGAGGACCAGCGGACUACGCUUGGAGAACAUGUGAUGCUAAGCUGUGAGCUGUCUAGGGCCGGCACCUCUGUGCGCUGGCUCAAAGAUGGGAAGGCCAUCCGAAAGAGUCAGAAGUACGACCUGCUCAGCGAAGGCACACGGGCUGUGCUGGUUGUCCGAAAGGCCUCACUCAAGGAUUCUGGAGAGUACACCUGUGAGACAGAAGCUUCCAAAAGCACUGCCAAGAUUCUUGUGGAAGAAAAGGCAAACCGAUUCACCGAGGAGCUGACUGACCUGCAGGUGGAAGAGAAGGGUGUAGCUGUGUUCUCGUGCAAGACAGAACACCCAGCAUCUGUUGUGACAUGGCGCAAGGGCCUCCUGGAGCUACGUGCCUCAGGGAAGCAUGCCCCCAGCCAGGAUGGCUUGACCCUGAAGCUCACCAUCAAUGCCCUGGAGAGGACAGACAGUGACACCUAUACCUGUGACAUUGGCCAAGCCCGGACUCAGGCCCGACUCCUUGUCCAUGGCCAGAAAGUGCGCAUUACCGAGGACCUAGAGGACACUGCCGUUCAGGAAGGCUCCUCUGCCAAGUUCUGCUGCCGUAUCUCCCCUGCUGACUACAGCCCUGUGCACUGGUUCCUGGAUAAGACACCCUUGCACAGCAAUGAGCUGAACGAGAUCACUGUCCAGCCUGGAGGCUACCAUGUGCUCACCCUGCGGCAACUGGCACUCAAGGACUCAGGCACUGUCUACUUUGAGGCGGGUGAUCAGCGGACCUCAGCAGCCCUGCGGGUGACUGAGAAGCCGAGCAUCUUCUCUCAGCCACUCACCGAUGUUACAGUCACAGAAGGGGAGGACCUAACUCUCGUCUGUGAAACCACCACUUUGGAUAGCUCUGUACGCUGGACCAAAGAUGGGAAGACACUGAGGCCAUCUGCACGAUGCCAGUUGAGCUGUGAAGGCUGUCGGGCCCAGCUGGUCAUCACUGGUACCACCCUGCAAGACGGUGGGCGAUACAAAUGUGAGGUUGGCGGGACUUCCAGCAGCUCCAUCGUCAGGAUCCAUGCUCGGCCAGUGCGGUUCAGGGAGUCCCUGAAGGAUGUGGAGGUGCCAGAGGGCAGGGCUGCCACUCUACGCUGUGUGCUGUCAUCCGUGGCUGCACCUGUGGAGUGGCGUCGUGGAGAAGACAUCCUGAAGUCCAGCAGCAAGUACAGUCUGCGCCAAGAGGGUGCUGUGCUGGAGUUGGUCAUCCGAGACCUGCAGCCCCUGGACAGUGGGCAAUAUUCAUGCUCCUUUGGGGACCAGACAACCUUAGCCACGCUCACAGUGAAAACCCUGUCUGCCCAGUUCAUAGGAAAAUUGAGAAACAAGGAGGCCACAGAAGGGACCAUGGCCACACUGCGGUGUGAGCUGACCAAAGAGGCCCCCGUGGAAUGGAGGAAGGGAACAGAGACCCUGAGAAAUGGUGACAAAUACAGCCUGAAGCAGGAUGGGGCUGUUUGUGAACUGCAGAUUUGUAGCCUGGUUGUGGCAGAUGCAGGGGAGUACUUGUGUGUGUGUGGACAGGAGAAGACUUCAGCUACCCUGACUGUCAAGGCUCUGCCUGCCCACUUCAUCGGGAGGCUCAGAAGCAAGGAGGCCACGGAAGGCGACACGACCACACUGCGGUGUGAGCUGAGCAAGGCCACCCCUGUGGAGUGGAGGAAGGGAGCAGAGACUCUGAGAGAUGGGGACAGAUACACCCUGAAACAGGAUGGGGCUGUGUGCGAGCUUCAGAUCCACAGCCUGGCUACAUCAGACGCUGGGGAGUACCUGUGCAUAUGUGGGCAGGAGAAGACCUCAGCCAAUCUGACCAUCAGGGCUCUUCCAGCUAAGUUCAUAGAAGGUCUGAAGGACGAAGAAGCCACAGAGGAAACCAUGGCUACACUGAGGUGUGAACUGAGCAAGGCAGCUUCUGUGACAUGGAAGAAAGGAACAAAGACCUUGCAGGAUGGAGACAGAUAUGGCCUGAGGCAGGAUGGAGCUGUGUGUAGGUUACAGAUCCAUGGCCUGACCAUGGCCGAUGCCGGAGAAUACUCAUGUGUGUGUGGGCAAGAGAAGACUUCAGCUACGCUGACUGUCAGGGCCAUGCCCAUCAAGUUCACAGAAUAUCUGAGGAAUGAAGAGGCCACAGAAGGGGCCAUGGCCAUACUGAGGUGCCAGAUGAGCAAAGCUACCCCAGUGGAGUGGAGGAAGGGAGAAAAGACCCUCAAAAAUGGAGACAGAUACAUCCUGAAGCAGGAUGGGGCCACAUGUGAACUACAGAUCCAUGGCCUGGCUGUGGAAGAUGCUGGGGAGUACUCAUGCGUGUGUGGGCAGGAGAAGACCUCAGCCACACUGAGUGUCAAGGCCCUGCCCACCAGAUUCAUAGAAGACUUGAGAAGCCAAGAGGCCACGGAAGGCACCAUGGUCACACUAAGAUGCCAGAUGAGCAAGGCCGCCCCUGUGGAGUGGAGGAAGGGGUCUGACAUCCUGAGAGAUGGGGACAGAUACAGCCUGAGGCAGGAUGGGGCCACAUGUGAGCUGCAGAUCCGUGGCCUGGCUGUGGAAGAUGCUGGGGAGUACUCAUGCGUGUGUGGGCAGGAGAAGACCUCAGCCACACUGAGUGUCAAGGCCUUGCCCACCAGAUUCAUAGAAGACUUAAGAAGCCAAAAGGCCAUGGAAGGCACCAUGGUCACACUAAGGUGCCAGAUGAGCAAGGCCGCCCCUGUGGAGUGGAGGAAGGGGUCUGACAUCCUGAGAGAUGGGGACAGAUACAGCCUGAGGCAGGAUGGGGCCACGUGUGAGCUGCAGAUCCGUGGCCUGGCUGUGGAAGAUGCUGGGGAGUACUCAUGCGUGUGUGGGCAGGAGAAGACCUCAGCCAUGCUGACUGUAGAUGCCCUGCCCACACGGUUCAUUGAAGAGCUGACGUCCAGGGAAGUCAUGGAAGGGUACACAGCCACUCUGCAGUGUCAGCUCAGCAAAAAGGCCUCUGUGGAGUGGAAGAAGGGAACAGAGACCCUUGAAGAUGGAGACAGAUACAGGCUGCAGCAAAAGGGAGCAAUGUGUGAGCUGCAGAUCCAUGGCCUAACCAUGUCAGAUGCUGGAGAGUACUCAUGUGUGUGUGGGGAGGAAAAGACCACAGCCAUGCUGACCAUCAAGGCUCUACCCCCCAAGUUCACAGAGGGUCUGAAGAAUGAAGAGGCCACAGAAGGGACCAUGGUGACUCUGAGGUGCCAGCUGAGUAAAGAAACCCAAGUGGAGUGGAAGAAGGGAACAAAGAUCCUCAGAGAUGGAGACAGAUACAGUCUGAGACAGAGCCAGGCUGUGUGUGAGCUGUGGAUCCGUGGCCUCACUGUGGAAGAUGCCGGGGAAUAUUCGUGCGUGUGUGGGCAGGAAAGGACCUCAGCCACUCUGAGUGUCAAGGCUCUUCCCACCAGAUUCAUAGAAGACUUGAGAAGCCAAGAGGCCACGGAAGGCACCAUGGUCACACUAAGGUGCCAGAUGAGCAAGGCCGCCCCUGUGGAGUGGAGGAAGGGGUCUGACAUCCUGAGAGAUGGGGACAGAUACAGCCUGAGGCAGGAUGGGGCCACGUGUGAGCUGCAGAUCCGUGGCCUGACUGUGGAAGAUGCUGGGGAGUACUCAUGCGUGUGUGGGCAGGAGAAGACCUCAGCCACACUGAGUGUCAAGGCCCCACAGGCGGUAUUCCAGAAACCACUGCAGAACCUGCAAGUAGAAGAAGGUUCCAUGGCCAGCCUGCAGUGUGAGCUGUCAAUCCCCAAUGCUGCUGUGGUCUGGAGCAAGGGUGGCCUGGAGCUGCAGGCUGAUGCACGGCGAGAGUCACUGCAGCAGGGGUGUGUGGCCGAGCUGCUGCUCAGAGACGUGCGCCGUGAGGACGCGGGCGAGUACAGCUGUACCUGUGGCUCUGAGAGCACAAGCGCCACACUCAUGGUUACAGCUGCUCCUGUGCGGUUCCUCAGGGAGCUGCAGGCCCAGGAAGUGGAUGAGGGGACCACUGCACGCCUGCACUGUGAGCUGAGCCGGGUGGCUGUGAGUGUGGACUGGCGCAAGGGCUCCCUGCAGCUUUUCCCCUGUGCCAAGUAUCAGAUGGUGCAGGAGGGCGCAACUGCCGCGCUGUUGGUCCGUGAGGUGGAGCAGGAGGAUGCAGGAGAGUACAUCUGCGAUGCAGGCCACACCCAGAGCACUGCCAGGCUCUCAGUCCGAGCCCCCAAGCCCAAGUUCAAGACUGGCCUGCAGAGCACAGAGCAGGAAGCAGGUGGCGAGGCCCGGCUGUGUUGUCAACUGAGCGAGGCUGAGCCAGGGGCUCUGGUGCAGUGGCUCAAGGAGGGUGUGCAGCUGCAUGCCAGCCCCAAGUAUGAGAUGCGGUGUGAAGGGACCACGUGUGAGCUGCUGAUCCACGGGCUGGAGGCCAAGGACACCGGCGAAUAUGCCUGUGUGGUGGGUGGUCAGAAAACCUUGGCCUCUCUCAGAGUCAAAGAGCCUGAGGUGACCAUUGUGCGGGGACUGGUUGACAUGGAGGUGCAUGCUGAUGAGGAUGUGGAGUUUACUUGUGAGGUGUCACAGGCAGGAGCCACAGAUGUGCAGUGGCGUCUCCAAGGUCUGCCACUGCAGAGCAAUGAAGUGACAGAGGUGGCUGUUCUUGGAGACGGCCGCACCCACAUGCUCCAACUGAAGGGUGUGACACUGGAGGAUGCUGGCACUGUCUCCUUCCACGUGGGCAGCCUUUCAUCUUCUGCUCAGCUCACAGUCCGAGUCCCUGAGGUGAACAUUCUGGAGCCCCUGCAGGAUGUGCAGCUCAGCGAGGGCCAGGAUGCCCACUUCCAGUGCCGGCUGUCCAGGGCCUCGGGCCAGGAGGCCCGUUGGGCUUUGGGAGGGGUUCCCUUGCAGUCCAAUGAGAUGAACGACAUCACCGUGGAGCAGGGCACACUUUACCUGCUCACUCUGCAUAAGGUGACCCUGGAGGAUACUGGAACCAUCACUCUUCAAGUGGGCUCAUGCUCCUCAGAAGCCCAGCUGAAGGUCACAGCCAAGAACACAGUGGUGCGUGGCCUGGAGAAUGUGGAUGCACUGGAGGGCGGUGAAGCUCUGUUCGAGUGCCAGCUGUCCCAGCCAGAGGUGGCUGCCCACACCUGGCUGUUAGACGAUGAGCCUGUGCACACCUCAGAAAACAUGGAGGUGGUCUACUUUGAGAAUGGGCUGCGGCACUUGCUGUUGCUCAAAAACCUGAAGCCACAGGACAGCUGCCGAGUGACCUUUCUGGCAGGGGAUGUGGUCACAUCUGCAUUCCUCACCGUGAGAGCCCUUCCCGACCCCCCUGAAGAUGCUGAGGUGGUGGGUCGUAGUGGCCAUUCGGUGACCCUAUCCUGGGUGGCUCCCAUGAGUGAUGGUGGCGGUGGUCUAUGUGGCUAUCGCGUGGAGAUGAAGGAGGCAUCCACAGGCCAGUGGCAGUUAUGCCAUGAGCUGGUACCUGGGCCAGAGUGUGUGGUGGAUGGCCUGGUCCCUGGGGAGACCUACCGCUUCCGAGUGGCAGCUGUGGGUCCAGCAGGUGCCGGGGAGCCUGUACAUCUUCCCCAGAUGGUCAAGCUAGAGCCAGCAGAACCUGUACCAGCCCCAGCCCCAGCCCCAGCCCCAGCCCCAGCCCCAGCCCCAGCCCCAGCCAAAGCCCCAGUCCCAGCCAAAGCCCCAACCCCAACCCCAGCCAAAGUCCCACCUCCAACCCCAUCCCCGGAGACACGGCAGGCAGUAGUCGGUGAGGAUGUGUGUCUGGAGCUGGAAGUGGCAGCUGAGGCUGGUGAGGUCGUCUGGCACAAAGGAACAGAGCGCAUCCAGCCCAGUGGACACUUUGAGAUCCUCUCUCAGGGACAGCGUCAGAUGCUGGUGAUCAAAGGCUUUAGGACGGAAGACCAAGGGGAGUACCGCUGUUGUCCCACCCGGGGCCUGCCCUUCUCAGGGGCUACCGCCUUUAAUGUGAUCAUGACCUCAGGCUCUGGGGAUGAGGUCUCCACACAGCCCAGCCUGCCUCCUGAGGCAGCCCAGGAGGGUGACCUGCAUCUGCUUUGGGAGGCCCUUGCCCGCAAGCGCCGCAUGAGUCGGGAGCCUACACUGGAUUCCAUCAGUGAGCUUCCUGAGGAAGACGGCCGUAUGCAGCAUCUGCGGCAGGAGGCAGAAGAGACAGCCCCUGACCUCUCUGAGGGCUAUUCUACAGCUGACGAACUAGCACGCACAGGAGAGGCUGACCUCUCACACACCAGCUCUGAUGAUGAGUCCCGGGCUGGUACCCCUUCCCUGGUUACCUACCUCAAGAAGGCUGGGGGUCCUGGGAUCUCACCCCUGGCCAGCAAGCAUGGGGCCCAGAUGGCCACCUCUGUGAAGCCACAGAAGCAACAGGAACAAGCAGUGCCUGUGUGUCCAUUGCCGGGAGACUUGAGUGCAGCCGACUUGAAGGAUCCAUCCCUGGACAAGGCAGCUGUGAAGAUCCAGGCUGCCUUUAAGGGCUAUAAAGUGCGGAAGGAGAUAAAGCAGCAAGAAGGGCCUGUGUUUUCCCGGACGUUUGGGGACACAGAGGCACAGACUGGGGAUGUGCUGCGGCUGGAGUGUGUGGUGGCCAGCAAGGCCGAUAUUCGGGCCUGCUGGCUGAAGGAUGGCAUAGAGUUGACGGACGGGCGGCACUACCACAUAGACCAGCUCAAGGAUGGUACCUGUUCUUUGCUGGUCACUGGCCUGGGCCCCACUGACACUGGCCGUUACACCUGUCAGGUGAGCACCAAGUUCGGCCGUGUGAGCCACAGUGCCUGUGUGGUGGUCAGUGGAACAGAGAGUGAAGCUGAGAGCUCCUCAGGAGGUGAGCUGGAUGACGCCUUCAGGCGGGCAGCGCGGCGCCUGCACCGGCUCUUCCGUACCAAGAGCCCAGCUGAGCUUUCAGAGGAGGAACUCUUCCUCAGUGCUGAUGAAGGCCCUGCCGAGCCAGAGGAGCCUGCAGACUGGCAGACAUACCGAGAGGAUGAAAACUUUGUGUGCAUCCGCUUUGAGGCUCUUGAAGAGGCCCACCGGGCAGUCACCUGCUUCCGUGACAUGUUUGCCACCAUGGGCAUUGGGGUGGAGAUCAGCCUAGGGGAGCAAGGACCCCGGGGAGUGGAGAUGCGCAUUGGCAAGGUGGCGCCCCCUGCCACCCCUGCAGUGCCACUAUCAAAGACAUCUGGCCUGCAGACUUCAGAUGCUGCCCCAGUGUUCCUGACCGAGCUGCAGAACCAAGAAGUGCAGGAUGGAUACCCCAUGAGCUUCAACUGCGUGGUAACAGGCCAGCCUGUGCCCAGUGUGCGCUGGUUCAAGGACGGGAAGCUGCUGGAGGAGGAUGACCACUACAUGAUCAACGAGGACCAACAGGGUGGUCACCAGCUCAUUAUCACGGCGGUGGUACCAGCAGAUAUGGGUGUCUACCGCUGCCUGGCAGAGAACAGCAUGGGAGUUUCCUCCACCAAGGCUGAGCUUCGUGUGGAGCUGACCAGCACAGACUAUGACACCGCAGCAGAUGCUACUGAGACUUCAUCAUACUUCAGUGCCCAGGGUUACCUGUCCAGCCGGGAACAAGAGGGAACCGAGUCAGAUGAGGGACAGCUUCCCCAGGUGUUAGAGGAGCUUAAAGACCUCCAAGUGACCCCUGGCACCCGCCUGGCCAAAUUCCAGCUCAAGGUGAAAGGCUAUCCAGCCCCCAAACUGUACUGGUUCAAAGAUGGCCAGCCCCUGACUACAUCUGCCCACAUCCGUAUGACUGACAAAAAGACCCUGCAUACCUUGGAGAUUGUCUCAGUCACCUUGGAGGACAGCGGCCAGUAUGCAGCCUAUAUAAGCAAUGCCGUGGGUGCUGCCUACUCAUCAGCCCGGCUGCUAGUCCGAGGUCCCAGCGAACCAGAAGAGAAGCCAGUAUCAGAUGUGCAUGAGCGGCUGGUGCCACCCCGGAUCCUGGAGAAAUUCACCCCCAAGAAAGUGAAGAAGGGCUCCAGCAUCACCUUUUCAGUGAAGGUAGAAGGACACCCAGCCCCCACUGUGCAUUGGCUCAAGGAGGAGGCAGAGAAGGGAGUGCUGUGGAUUGGCCCCGAUACCCCUGGCUACACCAUGGCCAGCUCUGCCAAGCAGCAUAGCCUGGUCCUGCUGGACGUGGGCCGUCAGCACCAGGGCACCUACACAUGCAUCACCACCAAUGCUGCUGGUCAGGCGCUCUGCUCUGCCAGCCUGCAUGUCUCAGGCCUGGCCAAAGAGGAUGAGCAGGAGAGAGUGAAGGAGGCCCUCAUUUCUUCCUUCUUGCAAGGGACAAGUCAAGGUGUCUCAGCCCAGAUGUUGGAAUCUACAGGUUUUGCUGGUCUUGCUGGGCAAAGGAAAGGGGACUCCCUGGUGGCUGAAGAAGCCCACGGUCACCUGUCCCUCGCUGAGGUGGGCACAGAAGAGUUCCUGCAGAAACUCACCUCACAGAUCACUGAGAUGGUAUCAGCCAAGAUCUCACAGGCCAAGCUCCAGGUACCUGGAGGUGACAGUGAUGAGGAGUCCAAGACACCAUCUGCCUCUCCUCGGCAUGGCCGGUCUCGCCCUUCCUCCAGCGUUCAAGAAUCCUCUUCAGAGUCAGAGGAUGGGGACUCCCGUGGUGAGAUCUUUGACAUCUAUGUGGUAACAGCCGACUAUCUGCCCCUGGGGGCUGAGCAGGACGCUAUCAUUCUGAGAGAAGGCCAGUAUGUGGAGGUCCUUGACUCAGCCCAUCCCCUGCGCUGGCUUGUACGCACCAAGCCCACCAAAUCCAGCCCUUCCAGGCAGGGCUGGGUGUCACCUGCCUACCUGGACAAGAGGCUCAAGCUGUCUCCUGAGUGGGGGCCCACCGAGGCCCCCGAGUUCCCUGGGGAGGCUGUGUCUGAGGAUGAGUAUAGAAUGAGGCUGAGCUCUGUCAUCCAGGAGUUGCUGAGUUCAGAGCAGGCUUUUGUGGGUGAGCUGCAGUUCUUGGAGAGCCACCACAUGAAACACCUGGACCGAUCUCCCCGUGUGCCUACAGCUGUGGCCAGCCAGAAGACAGUCAUCUUUCGUAAUGUGCAGGACAUCAGCCAUUUCCACAGCAGCUUCCUGAAGGAACUGCAGUCCUGUGACACUGAUGAUGAUGUGGCCAUGUGCUUCAUCAAGAACCGGGAGGCCUUUGAGAAGUACCUUGAGUUCCUGGUGGGCCGCGUGCAAGCUGAGUCAGUGGUUGUCAGUACCCCAGUCCAGGAGUUCUACAAGAAAUACGCAGAAAAGACAUUGUCAGCCAAGGACCCCACGCAGCCACCCCCACCUCCACUCCAGCACUACCUGGAGCAGCCAGUGGAGCGGGUGCAGAAAUACCAGGCCUUGCUGAAGGAGCUAAUCCGCAACAAGGCCCGAAACCGGCAGAACUGCGCGCUGCUGGAGCAGGCCUAUGCAGUGGUGUCCGCCCUGCCUCAGCGUGCUGAGAAUAAGCUGCACGUGUCACUCAUGGAGAACUACCCAGGAACUCUGGAGGCUCUGGGAGAGCCUAUCCGCCAGGGCCACUUCAUAGUGUGGGAGGGGGCACCAGGGGCCCGGAUGCCUUGGAAGGGCCACAACCGGCAUGUCUUCCUCUUCCGAAACCAUCUGGUGAUCUGCAAGCCCCGGAGAGACUCUCGAACUGACACCUUCAGCUAUGUGUUCCGGAACAUGAUGAAGCUGAGUAGCAUCGACCUGAAUGACCAGGUAGAGGGGGAUGACCGUGCCUUUGAGGUGUGGCAUGAGCGGGAGGACUCUGUACGCAAGUACCUGCUCCAGGCACGGACAGUCAUCAUCAAAAACUCAUGGGUGAAGGAGAUCUGUGGCAUCCAGCAGCGCCUGGCCCAGCCUGUAUGGCGUCCCCCUGAUUUUGAAGAGGAAUUGGCUGACUGCACUGCUGAGCUGGGUGAAACAGUCAAACUGGCAUGCCGGGUGACCGGCACACCUAAGCCUGUCGUCAGCUGGUAUAAAGAUGGGAAGCCCGUGGAGGUGGACCCACACCACAUCCUCAUUGAAGACCCUGAUGGCUCCUGUACCCUUAUCCUGGACAACCUGACUGGUAUAGACUCUGGCCAGUACAUGUGUUUUGCGGCCAGUGCUGCUGGCAAUGCCAGCACCUUGGGGAAGAUUCUAGUACAAGUGCCCCCACGAUUUGUCAACAAGGUCCGGGCUGCCCCCUUUGUGGAGGGGGAGGACGCACAGAUCACCUGCACUGUGGAAGGCGCCCCAUACCCUCAGAUCAGGUGGUACAAGGAUGGUGCCCUGCUAACCCUGGGCAACAAGUACCGGAUGCUGAAUGAGCCCCGCAGUGGUGUGCUGGUGCUGGUGAUCCGGGCAGCCAGCAAGGAAGACCUGGGACACUAUGAGUGUGAGUUGGUGAACAGAUUGGGCUCAACACGUGGUGGUGGAGAAUUGUACAUGCAGAGCCCUGCACUGCGUGCCCGGGACCAGCAGCACCGGGAACAGCUUGUGGCUGCUGUAGAAGGGGCCCCAUCCAUGCAGGUCACCAUUGAGGAUGUACUAGUACAAGUAGGUGGCACGGCACAGUUUGAUGCUGUCAUUGAAGGCAACCCGCCGCCCACAGUGACCUGGUACAAGGACAGCACCCAGUUGAUGAACAGUGACAGGCUGAGCCAGCGACAGGAUGGGACUGCAUAUUCCCUGGUGUUGACUGAUGUGGCUCCAUACGAUGCUGGUGUCUACACGUGCCUUGCCCAUAAUGCAGGUGGACAAGUGCUCUGCAAGGCAGAGCUGCUGGUCCAUGGGGGGGACAAGCUAGACUCAGAAAAGCAAGCAUAUCGGAGAAAACUGCAUUCCUUCUAUGAAGUCCAAGAAGAGAUUGGGAGGGGUGUGUUUGGCUUCGUGAAAAGGGUUCAGCACAAAGGAAACAAAAUGUCCUGUGCUGCCAAGUUCAUCCCCCUGAGAAGCAAAACUCGGGCCCAGGCAUAUCAGGAACGAGACAUCUUGGCUACACUCAACCACCCGCUGGUCACUGGGCUCCUGGACCAAUUUGAGACCCGAAAGACUCUCAUACUUAUCUUAGAGCUGUGCUCAUCUGAGGAGCUGCUGGAUCGCCUCUUCAAGAAAGGUGUAGUGACUGAGGCUGAGGUCAAGGUCUAUAUCCAGCAGCUGGUGGAAGGCCUGCACUAUUUGCACAGCCAUGGUACUCUCCACCUGGACAUAAAGCCUCCCAACAUCCUGAUGGUGCAUCCAUCUCGGGAAGACAUUAAGAUUUGUGACUUUGGCUUUGCACAAAAAAUCACCCCUUCAGAGCCACAGUACAGCAAGUACGGCUCGCCUGAGUUCGUGUCCCCAGAGAUCAUCCAGCAGAGUCCUGUGAGCGAGGGCUCAGACAUCUGGGCCAUGGGCGUCAUCUCCUACCUCAGCCUGACGUGCUCAUCCCCCUUUGCUGGAGAGAGUGACCGUGCCACCCUGCUCAAUGUUUUGGAGGGGCGGAUAUCUUGGAGCAGUCCCAUGGCUGCCCAUCUGAGUGAGGAUGCUAAAGACUUUAUCAAGGCCACACUGCAGAAGACCCCCGGGGCCCGGCCUAGUACUUCCCAAUGCCUUGCCCAUCCCUGGUUCCUGAAAUCCAUGCCUGCUGAGGAAGCCCACUUCAUCAACACCAAGCAGCUCAAGUUCCUUCUUGCUCGAAGUCGCUGGCAGCGCUCCUUGAUGAGUUACAAGUCUAUCCUGGUGAUGCGCUCCAUCCCUGAGCUGCUCCAGGGUCCUCCAGACAGUCCAUCCCUAGGAGUGGCUCGGCACCUACAAGGGGAGGCCAGUGGCUCCUCUAGUUCAUCAUCUUCCUCAGACAAUGAGCUCGCCCCAUUCGCCAGGGCUAAGUCACUGCCACCUUCCCCUGUGACCCACUCCCCUCUGCUGCAUCCUCGGGGCUUCCUGCGGCCUUCAGCCAGUCUCCCAGAGGAGACAGAAGUCAGCACACCCACUGCUGAUGCAGCCCUGCCAGCAUCGACCCAGGGUGCUGGGCCUCCAGCAAGCCCCGGUUGUGUGCCCAGGCACAGUGUCAUCAGCAGCUUGUUCUACCAACAAGCUGGUGAGGGCUCAGAGUGUGGCAGCAAAACCUCGGGUGCCAAAAGGCACCCAGUUCGGAGGCGGCACCUGCUAAAGGGGGGGUAUAUUGCAAGGGCUCUACCAGGUCUUCGAGAACCACUGAUGGAGCACAGUGUACUGGAGGAGGAGGCUGCUAGGGAGGAGCAGGCUGCUCUGAUGUCCAAGACACCUUCCUUUGAGACUGCCCUGAGACUACCUAGCUCCAGUGCCCGGGAGGUCCCAGGCCGAAGCCGCUCCCUGGACCACAACCCACCAGACACCACUGGCCCCUCUGCUAAGGAAUGCAAGGGACAAUACCUAUUCCCGCCAUCCUCAGAGGUGACCCAUGAAACCACUGCCAAAGACAUGGAGCACUCAACGGGGUUCUUGCAGGAGUCUGUCCCCUGUUCAUCUACAAGUGUUGACAUGAGGCCUGCUAAACAAGAGGGAUCAUCACAGGACAGCUGUAGAGGGAAACCAGCCCCUUCCUGUCACUCUGACCUGGGUCCUGGUUCCCAGGAGGGCUGUGGCUCUUUGUCAUCACAGUCACUUGGCUCUUUACCUCCACAGUCGUUGAAGAAGGACCCCUUGACACCCUGUAGCCCCUUCCUCUCAGGACAGCCUCAGGCAGCCCCAUUCCCAACCCAAACAAGCCCCCUUCCUGGUUCUAAGGAGCCUGAGGAUACCUCUCUACACGGAAGGCCCUAUCCCAGUCCCUCCCAAGUAGGUGCUUCCCCAGAUACUGAAGGCUUGUCUGAAGCCGGGGACACGUGUGACUUUACACCCCCUCUGCUGCGGCCUCAGGAGCAGGCCACCACCCGGAAGUUCUCCCUGGAAUCCCGUGGGGGCUAUGCAGGGGUUGCAGGCUAUGGCACCUUUGCCUUUGGCGGGGAUGCAGGGGGCAUGCUAGGGCAGGGUCCUCUCUGGGCCAGAAUGGCCUGGGCUGUGUCCCAGUCCUCAGAAGAGCAGGAUGAAGCUGGGACUGAGAGCUCUCAACCUCUAGACAGCCCAGGGCCCAUUGCUGAGGCCAGUGGGGUUCCCCUAAGGACCUCUCUGAGCUUACCCCCAUGGGAGGAAGUCAAACAGGUUUCCCUGGUACAGAUCCGGGAUCUGUCUGGUGAUGCGGAAGCAGCUGACACUAUUUCCUUGGACAUUUCUGAGGUGGAUCCUGCCUACCUCAACCUCUCUGACCUAUAUGACAUCAAAUAUCUCCCCUUUGAAUUCAUGAUCUUCAGGAGGGUCCCCAAACCUGUAGAGCCACCAGAGUCACCUGAGUCUGAAACUGAGGCCGGGCAAGGGCUGGCAGAGUUCCUCCAGGAGGCUGUUUGGCCUUGGCCAGGAGAGCUGGGCCUGUGUGCUGGCCUGGAAAUUACAGAGGAGUCGGAGGAGCCGGAGGCCCUGGAAGCACUGCUGGGCGAGGCUGCUAUGGGCAGGAAGCGCAAGUGGUCCCCCUCCCGUGGCCUCUUCCCAUUCUCAGGGAGGUGCCUAUCAGGGGAGGAGCCUGUGGAGCUUGGGCUGCGCCAGAGGGUGAAGGCUUCCAUGGCUCACAUCUCCAGGAUCCUGAAGGGCAAGCCGGAAGGCCCUGAGAAGGAGGAGCCCCCCAGGAAGAAGGCAGGCCUAACUUCUUUCAGGCUGUCAGGUCUGAAGGGCAGGGACCAAGCGCCAUCCUUCCUAAGGGAGCUCUCAGAUGAGACUGUGGUCCUGGGCCAAUCAGUGACCCUGGCCUGCCAGGUUUUGGCCCAACCAACCGCCCAGGCUACCUGGAGCAAAGAUGGGGCCCUACUGGAGAGCAGUGGCCACCUACUCAUCUCUUCCACCCUGAAGAACUUCCAGCUGUUGACCAUCCUGGUGGUGAGAGAGGAGGACCUGGGCACAUACACCUGCUGUGUGAGCAAUCCGCUGGGGACAGCAGUCACUACAGGUGUCCUCCGGAAAGCAGAGCGUCCCUCAUCCUCCCCACGCCCAGAGGUGGGGGAAGUGUACACAGAUGCGGUGCUGCUGGUUUGGAAGCCUGUGGAAUCCUGUGGUCCCGUGACCUACAUUGUACAGUGCUGUAUAGAAGGAGGCAGCUGGACCACCCUGGCCUCUGACAUCUCCGACUGCUGCUACCUCACCAGCAAGCUGUCCCGGGGUGGCAUGUACACCUUCCGGACAGCAUGUGUCAGCAAAGCAGGAAUGGGCCCCUACAGCAGCCCUUCAGAACAAGUCCUCCUAGGAGGACCCAACCACCUGGCCUCUGAGGAAGAGAGCAGCCGUGGGAGGCCAGCCCAGGCUCUCCCCAGCACAAAGACCUUCGCCUUCCAGAUGCAGAUCCGGAGGGGCCGCUUCAGUGUGGUACGGCAGUGUAGGGAGAAGGCAAGUGGGCGGGCCCUGGCUGCUAAGAUUGUCCCCUACCAGCCUGAGGACAAGACAGCUGUGCUAAGAGAAUAUGAGGCACUUAAGAGACUGCACCACCCACAUCUGGCCCAACUCCAUGCUGCCUACCUCAGUCCCCGGCACCUAGUGCUCAUCCUGGAGCUGUGUUCUGGCCCUGAGCUGCUACCCUGUCUGGCAGAGAGGAACUCCUACUCAGAGUCUGAUGUGAAGGACUACCUGUGGCAGAUGCUGAGUGCCACCCAGUACCUGCAUGCCCAACACAUCCUGCACCUGGACCUGAGGUCCGAGAACAUGAUGGUCACUGAGUACAACCUGCUUAAGGUGGUAGACCUGGGCAGUGCUCAGAUCCUCAGCCAAGAGAAGGUCCCACCCCCUGAAAACUUCAAAGACUACCUGGAGACCAUGGCUCCGGAACUCCUGGAAGGCCAAGGGGCUGUGCCACAGACAGACAUCUGGGCUAUUGGUGUAACCGCCUUUAUUAUGCUAAGUGGCGAGUAUCCGAUCAGCAUCGAAGGGACUCGCACCCUGCAGAAAGGCUUGCGCAAGGGACUCAUUCAGUUGAGUCGCUGCUAUGCAGGGUUGUCUGGGGGUGCUGUAGCCUUCCUGCAGAGCUCACUGUGUGCUAGACCCUGGGGCCGCCCAUGCGCCACCACCUGCUUGCAAUGUGGGUGGCUGACUGAGGGCCCUGCAGGCUCCCUGCCCACGCCAGUGACAUUUCCUACUGCACGGUUGCGUGCCUUCGUGCGCGAUCGAGAGAAGCGGCGGGCGCUACUCUAUAAGAAGCACAACCUGGCCCAGGUACGCUGAGAUCCUGCUCUGCAGAGCAAGAUGUGCCUUGCCACAUGAGGACAC